This is a messenger RNA of Durusdinium trenchii, 408 nucleotides long. The record is from the annotation of a GenBank genome assembly. NCBI's taxonomy places the organism in Eukaryota, Dinophyceae, Suessiales, Symbiodiniaceae.
AUGCAUGUAUUGCAGUCGAAAUGUGUAUGGCUAUUGUAUAAAGAGAUAUCUAAACUUAAAGUUCAACUAUGGUUUGCCGAGUGGGAAGACUAUGUUUGGAGGUUGAUUCCAAGAGUAGAUUCAAAUGGGUUUCAACUUCUGGACGGUACAUCAUUGCCCACGGUACAAGUCAGGAGGGACUGGAACUCUGAGACCUGCAUCGCCACGUCCGAAACUGACACCAAAUUCGAUCCCAACCCACUGAAGGAUCUGGUGAGCCAGGCAGCCAACAGAUUUCAAGCUACCAAAUCCAACAGAAAUUCAGAGAAUCAGCUUCCGCAACUCCAGUUUCAGACACUGCGAUUCGGCAACGUUCCGAUUCCAGAACCCCCCGCGAUCUUACAAAAUUCUCGCAAUCCUGCAUGCUGA